Molecule: messenger RNA, 1462 nt
Organism: Platichthys flesus (European flounder)
Lineage: Eukaryota; Metazoa; Chordata; Actinopteri; Pleuronectiformes; Pleuronectidae
Product: histone H3.3A-like
Exons: 3
Coding region: 329-739 (136 amino acids)
Cellular component (GO): nucleosome
Molecular function (GO): protein heterodimerization activity; DNA binding; structural constituent of chromatin
Source: RefSeq, a predicted model, not a curated record
UCUAUUCAUCCGUCUCAUGCACAGGUAAAAGGGGAACUGACAACAUACGUCAUUCUCAGAAACCGUAACACCUCUAAUAAACGGGCACUACUGCUACCAUAAAACAAAGAGAAGAGCGUUCUCUAUAAUGAUACUUUAAAAGCAUCUAAGACAUCAAAGGAAUCUAACACCAGUGAUACUGUGACAUUAAAGCAAACUGACAACUAAUGAUCCUUUGAAGUGUUCUUCUAUAUAAAGCCGUUUUACAGGGCGAAAUAACAUGAACUACAUUAUUUGUAAUUAUUUGUAGAAGUCCUCUUGUCUCCAAUUCAAGUGAUACUUUGACAUAAUGGCUCGUAUCAAGCAUACCGCUCGUAAAUCCACUGGAGGAAGAGCUCCACGUAAGCUGCCUACCACCAAGGCUGCCCGAAAGAACGCCCCCUCCACCAGCAGAGUGAAGAAGCCCCAUCGUUACAGGCCCAGCACCGUAGCUCUAAAAGAGAUCCGUCGGUACCAGAGGUCCACUGAGCUGCUGAUCCGUAAGCUGCCGUUCCAGCGCCUGGUAAGGGAGAUUGCUCAGGGCUUCGGGACUGACCUGCGUUUCCAGUGCGCUGCCAUCGGCGCCCUGCAGGAGGCCAGCGAGGCGUUCCUGGUGGAACUGUUUGAGGACACUAACCAGUGUGCCUGCUUUGCCAAGCGCGUCACCGUCAUGCCCAAAGACAUCCAGCUGGCAUACCGCAUCCGUGGAAUGAACCUUUAGUCCACCUCACUAAUGUUCCUGUUUUUCUCUACCUGUCCCUGCCCUCCUUCCUUUAUUCCACCCCACCCACCUGCCUCCACCCCAUCCCCCUCUCUCUACCCAGCCGUGCCCAGCUUCUCAGUAGACUUUAGCGUAACCCUAUCAUGAAGUGAUAGAAAUAUGUUGAAGUCAUGUCUCUCAUAGUUAUUUUGUUUUUGGUGUUCUCACCAAAUGUUUUAGAGUACGUUUUUUAUGCAUAUACAUCGAGGAUGAGCAUCUCUUCCUUAACCACUUCAAAAAUAAGAGAAAAUGAAUCGAUAUUGAUAUUGUCAACAUGGUUGUCAGUUUCUUUUUUUUUCUUUUUUUAACAGUGAUCCGAUGUAUUGUAGAAAAUCCCGAAGGGCUUCUUUGUUUUCCUUGGCCACCUCUAUCCUUAGGGCAGCCACAAGGGGGCGAUGGUUUAACGUCUCCUCUUCCAAUCAAUUGUUCUCUGUAGAUCAGGUAUAGGCUUCUGUCUCUCCAUGUUUAUCAGAUAGAUGUUAGACUUGUCAAAACACUAUGAAUAGAAUCAUGGUGAAAGCCACACUGCAUGUUUAGGGUCUGCGUCUCCUGCACUCUGUAGAUCUGAGCAUAUAUAAUCUGUUCUUUCUCAAAAUGUGUGAUACACAAUAUAACUUCAUAUUUGUUUUGUUUUAUGUAUUUCUUAUUCCUCAAGAUUUUCAGACGUAUAAAUGAGCUGAUCUU